Molecule: messenger RNA, 450 nt
Organism: Mycotypha africana
Lineage: Eukaryota; Fungi; Mucoromycota; Mucoromycetes; Mucorales; Mycotyphaceae
Exons: 1
Source: RefSeq, a predicted model, not a curated record
AAAGAAAAAGCAGGUGAAGCUGUGAAUUCUGCAAAAAGCUGGUUGUCAAGGCCGAUGUCAUCUGAUUGGACCUCAUCAUUGACGCAGUUAGAAUCGUUAUCCAGAGUUAUGUUUAGUCCAUUAGCAGCUCAUCCUGUAUAUAAGUCAGAAUCCAUGAUGAAAGCUCUCCAACUUAUGCAACAACAGCAGCAGCGUAACAGCAGUGAUCCUUCCUCGUCAUCUUCGUCAACUUCUGUAAUAUCGAGAGCGCUGAUAAUGAAACCAUCCAAAGAUUAUAUUUUACAAGGUAAAACUUAUAGUUGGCCUUCUAGUACAGUCCUAUUACAAGCCGAAAUACCCGAACAGCAACAUGGUCCCGCUGUGAGUCUUUUUCAAGGAUUUGCAUCCACUUAUCCUUCUCUUGCAAAAGGUUCAUUAAUACGAACAAAAAAAAGAAGAAGGAACAGAAAA